Molecule: messenger RNA, 1641 nt
Organism: Ustilaginoidea virens
Lineage: Eukaryota; Fungi; Ascomycota; Sordariomycetes; Hypocreales; Clavicipitaceae
Exons: 3
Coding region: 1-1641 (546 amino acids)
Biological process (GO): RNA (guanine-N7)-methylation
Cellular component (GO): tRNA methyltransferase complex; cytosol; nucleus
Molecular function (GO): protein binding; tRNA (guanine(46)-N7)-methyltransferase activity
Source: RefSeq, a predicted model, not a curated record
AUGAGUCUCAGAGCGGUCCCGUACAACCGCGUUGAAACAAGCGGCAGCAUCUUGUUCGCCACCCGAGGCGGCAAGAUUCACUCGUUCGACCUCUCGGACGGCAAACACGUAUCGUCAUGGCAGCACCCCGAUGUCGAAAAGCUCGGAAGCUCGGUCGGGGUCGAUGCGGGGGCGGACCGCACGACCGAGCCCGAGCAUGAGCAUGAGCAGGGAUUGCAGUCCGACAACACCCGCGGGGCCGAGGACGACGAGCCUCCCGCUAAGAGACCGAGGGUUGGCGAGGAGGAUGCGACAGCGGCGCCGCCCAUUGCGGCCGGUGACCAGGCCAAGAGAAAGGGGAAGAAGAGGCAGAGGAACGGCGACGGCAGCCAUGGCGACUCAUCGCGCAUGGGCCGGGUCGUAGAUCGACCGCUCAUCACCCUCAUGACCUGCACGGAUGACGGGCACCACCUGGUCGCCGUGUCGGGGCACGACAAAGCAGUCUGGGUGUUGGAGCACGACGGACAAGGGCAUCUCGCGCCAUUGAGCCAGAGAGUCAUGCCAAAGCGGCCCAGCGCCAUCGCCCUCGGCUUCGGCCCGCACAUCCUUGUCGCCGACAAGUUCGGCGACGUCUACCACAUCCCCCUCCUCAUGGCUCCCGCACCGCCGGCUCCUCUUGCUCCUCCCCGCGCUGCGCCCGCCCCCGCGCCCGCCUUGAAACUCAACGAGCCGGCCGCCAACACUUCCACCGUCCACUCGAAACGCAACCGCCAGGCGCUCGAGCACCAGCGCAAGCAGCUCGAGUCGGACAAGUCCAAAGGCCCUGCGCCGCAGCCCGAAGGGCCCGGCUUCGAGCUCAGCCUCCUCCUUGGCCACGUGUCGAUGCUCACCGCCUUGGUUGUCGCGGAAAGCAAAGGACGGAGGUACAUCCUGACGGGGGAUCGGGACGAACACAUCCGCGUGUCGCGCUACAUGCCGCAAGCCCACGUCAUCGAAACUUUCUGCCUCGGCCACAAGGACUUUAUAAGCGACAUGAUCGUUCCCAAGGCGAGGCACGACGUUCUCAUCUCCGGCGGGGGGGACCAAGACCUCUUCAUCUGGGACUGGGAAGCGGGACAGGUGCUCUCCAAGACGAACCUGCUGGCUCUGGCGCGCGAGGUUGUUCCCCAGACCUCCACGGUAUCCGUGUGCGGGUUGACGUCCUUGCUUUAUCCAGCUGAGGAGGGCCCGUUGACCUACGUCCUGGCCAUAUGUGAGGACCUCAAAGCAAUCUUCACCUGGCAGCUCACCGACAAGAAUCAACUCAAGAACCCAAGCAUCAUCCAGCUGCCCUACAACCCCCUCCACGUUGCUACGGUUGCGCCGGCUAAUGGGUCGCCACUGAAACUCAUCGUAGCAACGGACCCUGGCCAAAGUGUUGAAGCAAGGAGCCUGCGCGAGUACACCAUCACUCGGACUGAUGGCCGUUUAUCUUCACUCGCGGAACUUCCUAUCCAUGGCCAAGACCUGGAUGGCGCAGAAAUCCAAGUGUCCGAAAAGGAGAUUCGCAACAUGUUUUACACUGCGGGAAACCUGCGAAAACAGGAGUAUCAAGACACAGGGCCAGAGUCCCUCGCAGAGGGAGACGCCGUAGACGGGGUAGCUGUCUCAGAAGAACAAUGA